Alternaria viburni is the source of this 2190-nucleotide messenger RNA. RefSeq lists its product as uncharacterized. The transcript has a single exon. The record is from RefSeq and is a predicted model, not a curated record. Bases 1 to 2190 code for a protein of 729 amino acids. NCBI's taxonomy places the organism in Eukaryota, Fungi, Ascomycota, Dothideomycetes, Pleosporales, Pleosporaceae.
AUGCCGCCUAACGGUCUCUACCGCAUGCCGCAGCAUCACCUGACUGGUCAAGGCGCCUCAAUGAAGCGUCCGUCUUACAACAGCAUGGACUUCAAAGAGGACGAGGAGCCGGCACCUAUCAAAACCAACGAUGGUGCGACGGAUGAAGUUGCCGAGGAAGAGAAAGCUAAGAAGAAGCAAGAGAAGGCCGAGAGGAAGGAAGCCAGGAGACUGAAGAGGCUGUCCAAAGAAGCUAAAGCUACCAAGGAGCCCGAGAAGGUAGAAGGGAAGCAAAACACACCACCAGUCGAUGCGACACCUACUGUCAAGCUUGCUGCGACUCCUCUCAAGAAUGGGAAAUAUGGUCCACGCGGUCCGUACAAGAAGAGGGAGGUUGGACCCGACGGCACACCAGUUUCUGCUGCGAAGAAGCGCAAGCGAGAGAGCGAGGCCGCAGUCGCUAUACCAGCUAUCGUACCUACGGAGUCACCCAAGAAGAAGCCCGGACGGCCAAAGGCUUCGGACAAGAAGGAUACUGUUGAGUCUAACAAGACGGCGAAGAAGGUCGUCAAGUCUGGCGAGAGCAAGGCUAAGAAGCAGAAACUGGAGAAAGCGCCUGCUGCCUCUGAUUUGCAGAAGAGUUCCAACGUCAUCAAGACCCCGGUACCAGCGCCCUCCGUCGCAGCGGCUCUGUCUUCUCGUCCGAGGCAGACUCCAGUUCCGCUGCCUCACAAGACAGCCGUCCCGCUUCCUCGAAAGACACCUGUCCCGCUUCCUCAGAAGACACCGGUUCCACUUCCUCAGAAGUCUCCCCAUACUCUGAAGGACGGCGUCAGUAAGUCAUCGGCUAAGGCGGCCAAGGCGACCAAGGCCGCUUCCGCUCAGUCUGAAGUCCUUGUCACCGAGACUCCUCUUUCGCAGAUGAGCCGCACUCCUGCAACCACUCCUCGUGUGUCAGCGAUUCCUUUCAGCCUUGCACCGGCACAGUCGUCAGCAGCGACCACAACCAAGAAAACCGAGGAAGCACCUACUGCCGACGAAUCGUCUCCCGAUAUCCCUCUCAUGACUAUCGCAAGACUUGCCAAAGCCGACAAGCACGUGGUCGGUAGCCAAGGCUCCGUCAACCCACUCACUAACAGCCAAAUCGAGAGCUUCACCUCUGCGAACCUCAUGAACUUCAAAGAGCCCCUAAACGACGCCCCCAAACCACGCCCCCGAGGUCGUCGCGCUGUCAGCGAAGCAACCAGCACCACGUCGAGCACCUCUUCCUCCACAACCCAAAGUGUUCUGGACAUGUAUCUGCGCCCUAACAAGCCAUACACUCGGCCCGACGAGGAGCUCUCGUCCUUCAGCAAGAAGAAGAAGCAUGUUGAGAAGCACACCGAAGCCAGCUUUGACGUUUUCACUACUGCCUUCACCACUUCCCAGCGUACCAUCAACUUCACCGAGGAAGCCGAGUACAUGGAAGAGUAUGACGACUGGCUCUACGACAGCAAAGAAGUAGGUCCCCUUCCUUGCCUACCCCAGUUGACAGGCUGCUCCCCCAAGAGCGAACAGCUGCUACAACUGCAACGCUCCGAUGACACCAACACUGCCGCGCUCAAGGUGGUCGUCACAAACGCAUUGCAAGUGGAAAAGGCCAACGCCGACAUCAAGCGCGCCGAGACUGCAUCUACCUUCUUCCGCUACAGCAUCUUGACCCGUGUCCCCAUGCCUCUUGGUGCGAUUGAAGGAUCCUGGAAGCUGUACUGCCCCAUGUACACCGAGACCCACAUCGACAACCACGGUUUCGGCCAGCGCACUCUCAGGGUUUCCUCCAUUAUUGGUCUGAGCGCCGCAUUCGGUGCCCAUAGUGCCAGUCUCAGUAUUCCAUCUCGUUCCUCGCCGUAUGCCACUCACGCGUUCCAUGCUCCCCCUCACGCAUCUUUCCGCAUUGUCCAGGCCAAGACAGUUGUCGGCAAACACAACAUAGACAUCAUGUUUCUAGGGAAUGGAUACUUGAAGCUCAGGGUUGACAUGCACCUUUUGACUACGGGUAAGACGGUUGCGGAGAAGAAGGCGGCCAAGAAGGGUAAGCAGGCUAAGAUCAAGGCGGGACAGGGUAUCUGGGAGUUCCUUGGUGUGCACGAGAAGGCAGUCGAUUGGGAGCCCGAGGUCGAUGACGUGGAGAAGGAGGGCAGGAGGCUGACUGCAAAGUAUGAUGGGCGCUAA